CCCGAGGAAAAAAGGAAAAAAAAGGAAAAAGGAAGAACCGGAAGGAAAGAGGCCCCAUUGAACUUCCCAGCCCCCCAAAUCUUUGGCUGCAGAGAUGUGCUUUCCCUCUUCUGGAAGGGAGGCAUCCAGAGGGCUUUAGGACCCAGCGGGCGGCGGCAGGCGGCAGUUGUGUAGAUCACUGAGAGACUAAGAGGGUCCAGUUCAGUUUUAAUUCUGUGUCUAAUCUCUGCAACAGCAGCGCUCUCCCCAUCCCGAGCCCAGCUCGCCGCUACCUGGCCGGAAUAGCCCCGCCGCCGGCGCCGCCUCCUCCGCCUGCCGGCCUCCCCCAGCCCCCGCCGCCCUCCUCAGCCCAGCCACCCCCGUGCCCACUUUCCCCAGCCAUGGAAACCCGAGGAGAAAAAGUGGCCCCGGACGCCAGCGCCUGAGGACUGCGAGGGAGGAGGCGUCCAAAAAUGAAGACCUUGAUGCGCCAUGGGUUGGCUGUGUGUCUGGCGCUCACCACCAUGUGUACCAGCUUGUUGCUCAUGUACAGCGGCCUCGGCGGCGGCCAGAAGGAACACCCCCAGCAGCGGGAACAGGAGGCGGCAGCGCCGGGGGCCAGCGGCAAACCCGCAGCCCAGAGCAGCCGGCUCCUGGGGCUGGCGGGCGGCAACGGACACCCGGGGCAGUCUCCGCAGCGCCCGGGGAUUCCUCAAGGGGGGCGGCUGCUGGACGGAUACAUCAGCGUCUUGGAUCAUAAGUCCCUGAAGAUGCACUGCAGAGACUGCGCCCUGGUGACAAGCUCGGGUCACCUCCUGGGAAGCCGGCAGGGAGAGCGCAUAGACCAGACGGAGUGUGUGAUCCGUAUGAACGACGCGCCCACCCGCGGUUACGGCCGGGACGUGGGCAACAAGACUAGCCUUCGCGUCAUCGCCCAUUCCAGCAUCCAGAGGAUUCUCCACAAGAGGCAGGAACUCUUAAACAUGAGCCAGGGGACCGUGUUCAUCUUCUGGGGGCCCAGCAACUACAUGCGGAGGGAUGGCAAAGGGCUGGUCUACAACAACCUGCAGCUGAUGAAUCAGGUCCUCCCCAGACUAAAGGUCUUCAUGAUCACCAGGCACAAGAUGCUCCACUUUGACGAGCUCUUCAAACGGGAAACUGGCAAAGACAGGAAGAUCUCCAACACUUGGCUCAGCACUGGCUGGUUCACAAUGACGAUUGCCUUAGAGCUCUGUGACCGAAUAAAUGUCUAUGGCAUGGUGCCCCCCGAUUUCUGCAGGGACCCCAAACACCCUUCAGUACCUUAUCACUAUUACGAACCUUUGGGACCAGAUGAGUGCACGAUGUACCUCUCACACGAGCGAGGACGGAAGGGGAGCCAUCACCGGUUCAUCACGGAGAAGCGUGUCUUUGAGAACUGGGCCAGAGCCUUCAAUAUCCACUUUUUUCAACCAGACUGGAAGCCGGAAUCACUUGCUAUCAAUCACCCUGAGAUCAAACCGGUGUUCUGAAGGAUGACUGCACAAAGCUGUAAUUGCUAUCACCUAGACUAUCGAGCUUCAGGGUCUUCAGCUUCACCUUGGGGCCAGCCGAUGUGAAAGAGAGAGUUAGCAGGACCUGGAGAUGAAAAUUGCUCCAGUACUCCAGAGGUUACCACGAAUGAAUAUGUAUGAGAUGUGACUGUCAAGUAAUAUAGCCCAUUUUUUUUCUUUUUUUGACCAAUUAACCAGAAUUUUAUCCAGCCAAACACUGUCUCCUCCAAGCCAGGCAGCUUGGGAUGCCAUCCAUGUAUCUCAAUGAUAUCAUCAUUGUUAAAAAAUAGUUUGGGUUUCUUCUUUUUGCCUCGCCUUCAAAGACAGUUUAUGAGCCAUGAAAAGAAGGCCCUUGAUUGCUCGACAGUCACAUCUUGUAAGAGUGUUUUGCCUUUUGAAGUGUAUUUUAACCUAAUAUCUGACUUCUGCCAUCUUUCCAAACAGUGGGUGUAGGAUUUGUCAAAGGCAGCCUGGGCCAGUCUAGACGUGGCUUUUAAAUAGCACAUUUCCACAGACUUUCAUAACGCAAAUCUACAGUAUUUAGUUUUCAAGGGAUUUCUACUGACACUAGGCUAGUGUUGACUUGGGUUUUUCUACACUCUAGCUAUGUGGUUCUCUGCUUUUCAUAACCCUUUAUGUCUCCAAUGAAAAUUGAUGCUGGUUUGGGAAGGCUUCCCUUUACAGUGA
Messenger RNA from Antechinus flavipes (yellow-footed antechinus), 2198 nucleotides. It is a transcript of the gene ST6GALNAC5, whose product is annotated as ST6 N-acetylgalactosaminide alpha-2,6-sialyltransferase 5. Gene Ontology annotation, biological process: ganglioside biosynthetic process; oligosaccharide metabolic process. The record is from RefSeq and is a predicted model, not a curated record. NCBI's taxonomy places the organism in Eukaryota, Metazoa, Chordata, Mammalia, Dasyuromorphia, Dasyuridae. The transcript is spliced from 5 exons. The coding region runs from base 453 to 1490 and encodes 345 amino acids. Gene Ontology annotation, molecular function: alpha-N-acetylgalactosaminide alpha-2,6-sialyltransferase activity.